AGACCAUUAUUACCGCCCCUGGAGGCAAAGCUGGCUGGUCGCAAGUGCCUGGUGCUGGAUCUAGAUGAAACCCUGCUGCAUAGCAGCUUCAAGAUGAUACCCCAUGCCGAUUAUGUCGUCCCCGUUGAGAUCGAAUGGCAAUGGCACAAUGUGUACUGUAUCAAGCGCCCAGGAGUUGACGCAUUCCUACGGGAAAUGGGCGACCACUACGAAGUCGUCGUUUUCACCGCAUCCUUAUCCAAGUAUGCCGAUCCCGUACUGGACAAGCUAGAUGUAAACCGUGUCAUCUCUCACCGCCUUUUCCGCGAAAGCUGCUACAACCACAAAGGCAACUACGUGAAGGACCUGUCUCGUCUCGGGCGACCAAUCCAAGACAUGAUCAUCCUCGAUAACUCCCCGGCAAGCUACAUCUUCCAUCCGAACAAUGCAGUGCCCGUGACGAGCUGGUUCAACGACCCGCACGACACUGAAUUGACAGAUCUGUGUCCGUUCUUGAAAGAUAUCAAGGAUGUCGAAGAUGUCCGUGGCGUGCUGGAUGGGAACCUUGCAUAUUGA
Molecule: messenger RNA, 555 nt
Organism: Dacryopinax primogenitus
Lineage: Eukaryota; Fungi; Basidiomycota; Dacrymycetes; Dacrymycetales; Dacrymycetaceae
Product: NLI interacting factor
Exons: 2
Cellular component (GO): plasma membrane
Molecular function (GO): phosphoprotein phosphatase activity
Source: RefSeq, a predicted model, not a curated record